AUGUCAGAACAAAUCUCCGUUGAAGAAUAUUUACAGUCGAUCCACAAUGCUUCUGCUGUAAUUAGCCCUAAAUUGGAUCCACAUCCCAUCUUGUCUCGUCCACGUGUGAUGAUCAUUUGUGGAUCAGGAUUGGGUGGAAUUGCCAAUACAUUACAUUCGAACCCCAUUAUUGAAAUUCCUUACUCCUCUAUCCCCGGUUUCAAAACAUCUACAGUACAAGGACAUGCGGGCAAGUUAGUGUUUGGAUUGAUUGGUGAAAACAAAGUUCCCGUUAUGUGUAUGGUUGGUCGUUUACAUUUUUAUGAAGGUUACACUUUUCAACAAACAACAUUCCCCAUCCGAGUAGCUAAAGACUUGGGUAUUAGCACUGUAUUUGUAACCAAUGCCGCUGGAGGUAUUAAUGAGCUGUAUAAACCCGGUGAUUUAAUGGUUAUUGAAGAUCAUGUGAAUUUCCCUGGUUUAGCAGGUUGGCAUCCAUUACGAGGCCCAAAUUUGGAAGAAUUUGGUCCUAGGUUUUUACCAUUAUCUGAUGCAUAUGAUCAUUCAUUAAGAAAACUUUUCGUUGAAAAAGCUCAGGAAUUGAAUGUGGCUAGACCAAUCCAUGAAGGAACAUACUUCUUUGCUGCUGGACCAACAUUUGAAAGUCGAGCCGAAGUGAGGGCUAUUCGUACAUUGGGUGGGGAUGCAGUGGGAAUGUCGACUGUUCCUGAAGUUAUUAUUGCUCGUCAUUGUGGAUUGAGAGUGUUUGCAUUAUCUUUGAUUACCAAUGCUGGUGUCGGUGCCAAACCGCCUAGUGCAUUACAUCCUAAUCCAGUGGCCUUAGAUGAUGGUAUGGCAAGUCAUGCCGAGGUUUUAGAAGCUGCCGAUGAAGCUUCAAAAGAUGUUGAAAGGAUAAUCGAGGCAACUAUAAAUCAAUUAUAG
Molecule: messenger RNA, 921 nt
Organism: Lodderomyces orthopsilosis Co 90-125
Lineage: Eukaryota; Fungi; Ascomycota; Pichiomycetes; Serinales; Debaryomycetaceae
Gene: PNP1
Product: purine-nucleoside phosphorylase
Exons: 1
Coding region: 1-921 (306 amino acids)
Biological process (GO): nucleoside metabolic process
Cellular component (GO): cytoplasm
Molecular function (GO): purine-nucleoside phosphorylase activity
Source: RefSeq, a predicted model, not a curated record